AGGGCAGAGCAACUGUAUCCUCUGAAAAAGAAAAUUAAGGGGGUGUGAUUAAGUGUGUGCGAGAGAGAGAGAGACAAAAAAAUGAGAACAAACUAGUUGAGCUCACAUGAGAGGAAGUGCAGAACACAGAAAAGUAAGAGGGAGCUCGUAGUGUCAAGCAGUUUGAAUGUGACUUCGCUCGUCAGCACACAGCCAGGCUCCGGGGCUGCAGCACCACUCCCCUGUCAAAGCAGGAGCUAUCUCCUCUCCGAGCCGACCACUCUGUCCCACCGCUGCCUGUCUGACUGACUGAACUCCUGCAGGACCUGUAGGGACCUCUCCCUGAACAUCAACACCAAAAAGCGUGGAUGUGAUCAUCAGCCAUCAGAUUCCAUCACCCGUUAGUGGGAAGCAAUCCAUGGACCUAAGUGUGACCCACAGGUUGUUACAUUCAGGACCAGAUUCGGCAAUGCUGGCCCCCCACCCUCCCUUCUUCCUGGGACCCCUGACCACUCAGCAUUGCUCACAGUUUUCCCAGCAGCACUUGCAGUAUAACACUGAACAAAGGCAAAGAGAAAUGGAGAAGGUGGAAAGAGAAGAGCUACAACAGCUGAUUCGAAAAAGUAAAAAUGAGCACAGUGCUGUUGCCAGUCCACUUGUAAAGGAGAAACUUCGGAAACACUUAAUCAUGAAAAACCAGCCUACCCAUGACAGGGUCACUCCCAGCCAGUGCAGUAGUCCCCCGGGAUACAGGCUACCGGUUCCCGACCAGCCUACAUCCUGUGACCAGCGCAAGGACCUCGCCCUGCGAAGAACAGUCUCUGAGCCCACAUUGAAAUGGAAGUUAAAGAAACUCAUCACAACAAGACCUAACCCGCUGCAGCGUAAAACCAGCGCCCCUCCUUCUGUCAAGCAUAGAACAGAAACUCUGGACUCCUCUCCAAGCAGCAGCAGCACCUCCGCAUCAGGGUGCAGCUCACCAAAUGACAGCCUCCAUUCAGAUAAUGGGUCCCUCCCACUGGCUCAUGAGAGGCUGCUGAAGAAUGGUAAUGUAACACACUUCACCCUGCCCACCAACCCCACUUCAAUGCCCAACAUCACUGCUGGACUUCCGGCACAAGCUGACUUGAGAGUACCAAGACCAAUGGCAGUGCAACCUGUUUACCUUCCUCUGGAAGGAAGCAGUCAGGCUCUGGCUCAACACCUGCAACCAGUGCUCUUAAUUGAACCGCACACUGGGCUGCUGCGCUCCCAGCUAGUCCCUCUUCAUUUGAGCUCCAUUCCUCAGCAGCAGCAUCCUCACCUGUCCUCCCCCAGGAGAGUCACAUUGUCCUCUCACAGACCUGUUGAGCGAACACAUUCAGAGCCUCUACCCUACAGCCACUCAUUUCUACCCCUGCAUCCAAGCCAUCAACUGCAUGGCCAGCACCAGUUUCCCCAGCACUACCAUAAGAGUGGACUGGAAAGGCUCAAGUUAAAUCCACACCUGACAAAGCUGAAUAGCAAAUCCAUUGAGAAGCCGCGUCUGACCCAGAUCCCAUCAGAGGACAUGGACCUGGAGGAGAUCGGAUCAGGACCAGGGUCAGGGACAGGAUCUGUGUGCGGCUCAGAGCCAGGCUCCCUGUGUGAGGAUGGCCACCGCAGGAGACAAAGCACUGCCAGCACAGACUCCGUUUAUGACACAGAGUCCACUACCUCCUCACGGGAAAGCUUGAUCGAGCCAUCACACACACUCAAUCAGAGGCAGUUGAUCCUUAGACCAGGUCUACAACCAGAUACACUGGCUGUGCCUACCAUAAUCUGGCCUCACCAACAUCAGCACCAACCUGUGAUUCGGUCACGAUCCUUACCAACGUCCACCUCCAUGCCUCCUAUUUCACAUCCAUCCACCACCAUACCCUCUAUGUCACUGUCCAGCCCUGCUACAGAUGUCAAGCUACGCUACACAACAGGUUUGGUUUAUGAUGCGCAGAUGCAAAAGCAUCAGUGUACCUGUGGAGACAACAGUCGCCACCCUGAACAUGCAGGGAGGAUCCAGAGCAUCUGGUCUAGACUGCAUGAGAGAGGACUAAAGAGCCACUGUGAGUGUAUUCGCAGCAGAAAGGCCAGCCUGGAAGAGCUGCAAUCAGUCCAUUCAGAAAAGUAUGUGCACUUGUUUGGCAACACCACACCAACACACCGCAAGUUUGCUGGAUCUCAACCAAGUUUUGUGAUGUUACCAUGUGGAGGAGUUGGGGUAGACAUUGAUACAGUUUGGAACGAACAUCACACAGCAGUUGCUUCCAGAACUGCAGCAGGGUGUGUCACAGACUUAGCACUGAAGGUGGCACAGAGAGAGUUGAAGAAUGGCUUUGCAGUGGUGAGGCCCCCUGGACACCAUGCAACCUAUUCCUCUCCUCUGGGCUUCUGUUUCUUCAACUCUGUGGCCAUUGCUGCCAAACAGCUUCAAAACAAACUCAACAUCAACAAGAUCCUCAUUGUAGACUGGGAUGUGCACCAUGGCAACGGGACCCAGGAAGCUUUCUAUGAUGACCCAGGUGUUAUGUACAUCUCUCUGCAUCGUUAUGACAAUGGCAACUUUUUUCCUGGUAGCGGACAUCCAAGUGAGGUGGGUACAGGUGCAGGCGAGGGCUUCAAUGUGAAUGUUGGCUGGACUGGAGGUUUGAACCCUCCGAUGGGCGAUGCAGAAUACCUGGCUGCCUUCAGAGCUGUGGUGAUGCCCAUUGCCCAUGAGUUCUCCCCUGAUGUGGUACUCGUGUCAGCUGGCUUUGAUGCCGUGGAAGGACAUUCACCUUCACUGGGAGGCUACAAGGUUACAGCCAAGUGUUUUGGCUUUUUGACACGUCAGCUGAUGUCACUGGCAGGAGGCCGGGUUGUCCUCGCUCUGGAAGGGGGGCAUGACCUCAAAGCUAUCUGUGAUGCUUCUGAAGCCUGUGUCAGCGCCCUGCUGGGCAUGGAGGUGGAGCCGCUGUCCCAGUCAGUGUUGGACCAGAAGCCAUGUGAAAACGCAGUGCGUUCACUGCACAAAGUCCUCCAGGUUCAGGGUGAGUACUGGCGGAGUGUGAAGGAUUUGGCCGCCACAGUGGAUCUAUCCUACCUGCAGGCACAGAAACCAAGACCCAGACGAGACUCGGACAGUGAGGCAGUCAGCGCCAUUGCGUCACUAUCCAUGGGAUCCCUGACAUCUGAAAGGAAACAUGAAAAAAUUGCAGAGAAAAGUGAUUCUGUCUGAGGACAAUCUCCUGACUGUUAUCUUCAAACUAGUCUCAGUGGAAACACACACACACACACACACACACACACACACACACACACACACAUACAUACAUACACAUACAAAGCUGUGCAUUUGGAUCAUCACUGGAAAAACUCCUGCGUAACUACUGGCUGCAGUAUGACCACUCUGAUUCAAACACAGACCGAGGAACAGAGUUCAUCUGGGCCGCUUUCUUACUCUCUUGAGUUCUCUGCAGGAUUUUCCCGGAUUGUCUCUCUUGCUUGAAGAAGAAUCUUUAUUUUGUUGUAGCACCCAGUGCAACAUGACGUAGCAUGAACAUGAGAAAGCACUGCCCUGUGACUUUAAACAUGGACUUUGUUCAUGAUUUCAGCGAAACCUACACAGCACAACUUAGACUCUUGUCUUGAAGGUGAAGUGGAGUCAAAGGGGAAGAAGGCAGUGGAGAGCAGGCAUGCUCUCUACACUUAAAAACAAGUCAGAUCAUAUCAUUUUAAGCAUCCAAUGAAGGAAAAAGAUCAGAGUUUUCCUGAUUGUCUUGCACUGUAUCAUUAUGCAACUGGACAAAAAGGAAAAGCAUGUUGACAAUCAAACAUUUGUUCGUAGUUUAACAUUUAAAUAUUUAAUCGUUUGACAUAUAGCACACAUUUCUGUGACCAUCAGCUUGAGAAUUUUCUUUAAGGAUUCCGGUAAUCCAGAGUGAAGCUACAAUGAAGUCUGAGAUACAUAUGUUUCAUAUUGUUCUAUGUCCACAUACUUUCUUAAACCUCCCUCUUUUUUUUCUUUUUCUUCCAUGCAGCAAGAGAUAGCUGCAGUUAUUGUUAUCACUCCCUGACAAAUAAAAGACACACAAGCCUUUGACGAAGUGCAUCUUAAAUAUAUAGACAUACUGUAGUUUGCAUUGAUGACAUUAGUCACAGUGAAUAUCUAAUACCUCUAAUCACUGGGAAAUCACCCAUGAUGCCUUGGUGCAGCAUGACCACUCAGUAAUGAUUGUAUAUGUGACAAUGCAGAUCACAUUUUGACAUUUUGGAUGAGACAUCCAAAGCAUUUAUGACAAUGUUUUACACACAUAUAAAGUGCACUUAGCUUGGCCCCAGAGAUGAGGGUCAGAAUAAUUGAGGUCUCAAAAUCUGAGCUAUAAUAUUUUUGUGAAGUGGACCAGUGUUUCUUCCUGUGGAUGAGCAUUCCUGCUGUAUUUCUUCAUCUUUUUUUGCUAUUUUUAUCUUGAGGAAGACAGUCUGAUCCAUAUUUUGUUAUUCAUUUACAAAGCGCUGGUCUGAUUAUUCUCAGUAUCAGGGGCGUUUUGCUCCCUGGACCAAACAAUGGCAUUUUAGCAUUCGGGAUGGAGCAAAGAUACUGAUAAAUAUAAAUACUAGGUAAAUAUACAGGCAACGAUAUGCACACAAUGAAAGUGGACACAGGUUAAGCGCAACCAAAGUUUAUGAGAACAAUAUGCCGUCCUUGGACUGGCAUGGCCUAAAGAACUUCAAAGACUUUGUGAAUGUUUCUUUUCUCUUUCCAAACAGUCAAAAAGCACCAAAAGCACAGAUAUAUAAACAAAUGCAUUUGACAUGACGUGUAUUUAUACUUUGAGAUUCUGUGUCUUUGAAGUGGUUUUUGCGUGUCUAACGCAGUUAUAUUGGUGCUAAUACAGUAUGUCUGCUUUGUUUUCUGUUAAGUUCUUAUUUGUGUUGCGUUGUGCAUGCAACCCAAAACCUGUCCAGUGUCUGUUAAUGAAAUAUAAAUGUGAAAACACAUGACUGAUGUACAGCUGUCUCUGCAAGUUUGACAGCCUGACAGUAGACUGUAGCUUUAGAUAGUUUUACAUGACAGUAACCUGACAAACGAUAUGUCUUAUCUUUCUGUCUUAAUUAACACAAAUGAUCUAUUUUUGUAUUUGAUCUAAAAAAAUAAAACCUGUGUAUCAAGAGACCAAAUUAUUACCUGGAUUGUCAUGACCAAGGUGUGUGAAGGUAGACUUAACAGUGUGGAGCUUAAUUAAAAGUGCAGGCCGAGUCCAUUUUCAUCAUAACUGACUGUUUCUGUACAGUGUAGAUAAUAAUAACCUCUGUUCUGACUCUUGUCUGUCUUUUGACUUUUCUAUUUUGUUCCAAAAAAAACUUUAAUAAAGAGAAAUUAU
Melanotaenia boesemani (Boeseman's rainbowfish) is the source of this 5357-nucleotide messenger RNA. Its product is annotated as histone deacetylase 7-like. Gene Ontology annotation, biological process: chromatin organization; negative regulation of transcription by RNA polymerase II. Lineage: Eukaryota; Metazoa; Chordata; Actinopteri; Atheriniformes; Melanotaeniidae. Bases 398 to 3211 code for a protein of 937 amino acids. Gene Ontology annotation, molecular function: histone deacetylase activity. The record is from RefSeq and is a predicted model, not a curated record. Gene Ontology annotation, cellular component: histone deacetylase complex. The transcript has 25 exons.